Astyanax mexicanus (Mexican tetra) is the source of this 2310-nucleotide messenger RNA. It is a transcript of the gene cdkn1bb, whose product is annotated as cyclin-dependent kinase inhibitor 1Bb. The transcript is spliced from 3 exons. Gene Ontology annotation, molecular function: cyclin-dependent protein serine/threonine kinase inhibitor activity; protein-folding chaperone binding. The coding region runs from base 371 to 886 and encodes 171 amino acids. Gene Ontology annotation, biological process: G1/S transition of mitotic cell cycle; regulation of cell cycle; negative regulation of cell population proliferation. Lineage: Eukaryota; Metazoa; Chordata; Actinopteri; Characiformes; Acestrorhamphidae. Gene Ontology annotation, cellular component: cytoplasm; nucleus. The record is from RefSeq and is a predicted model, not a curated record.
UCGCCAUAUUGGGCACCGAAAAGCCUGCUGUUAUUUUCUUCCCUUUUACUACGAGGCGAGGCUGACAGGAGUGCGCACUUCGUCUCGCUUUGACUGCGCUUUGUUUUGAUGGUCUGUGGAGGGGAAUUUCUCUCGGCGUGUGUUUUUUCCUCGCGCUCUCACUCUUGCAGAGCAUGCACGCGCUUGUGGCGAGUACAGCGUGUGUGAGCGUGAGCGUGCGUGUUUUUCUGGAUGCCUGCUGCUGUUGUUGUGCAGCGCGUUGAGCCUGGAGGAAAGCGCCUGUUUUGAGUCGCUGUUUGUAUCGGUUAUUUUGUGGGUUUUUUUUUUUUUUUUUUUCACACGCCAAAAAAUAAAUAAAAAUAAAAGAACGAUGUCUAAUGUGCGUCUCUCGAACGGAAGCCCGACCCUGGAGAGGAUGGACAACCGGCCGCCCGACCAGCCGAAGCCGAGCGCCUGCAGGAGCCUGUUCGGGCCGGUGGAUCACGAAGAGUUAAAGAGGGAGUUAAAGGGACACUUGAUGGCGAUGGAGAAGGCGUCGACCGAGUCGUGGAACUUCGACUUCUCCAACUUCACGCCUCGGCGCGGCCGCUACCUGUGGUCCCCCGUGGACAGCACGGACUUACCGGGCUUCUACAGCUCGACAGGGAAUAAGAGCGUGGAUGUAAACGGGAAUCACGAGCGGCUCGCGGAGCGGAGCGAGACCCAGACCGAAAGGAGAGACCCGCAACAGAACGUCAAGAACAAGAGAAAAAGACCGUCGUCCCUCGAUUCCUCGUGUCAGACUAAACGCUCGCGCACCUGUGUGGAUGAAGUCUCGUGCCGGCCGGGUUUGACCCAGGCGCUCGAUCACACACCCGUGAAGUCGAGCCCCCAGCGGCAGACGUGAGCGAGCCGUGUUGAGAGCUGAAGACUUUCUCUCCCUUCUGACGGCUUCAGUGCUUGGCGAAUUAAGAAUUCGAGGAGAGAGGAACGAUAGGAAAGCAAAAGCAUAUCGGCUGUAAGAGUGGAGAGACUGCACAAGCACUGAAACAAAAACACAAAAGUUCUGGCACUAAAAAAAGCAACUGCCUCAAAAGCAGUGUAUGUAGCAGUGUGCAAUUAGGUUUAAUCUCCUUUUUUGCUCAUUUUUUUUUUCUUACUACCUGUGUAUAUACUUUUUCAUAUGUAGCACAUAAUACAUUUUUUGUUUGAUUUUUUUUGACGAGUAGGUGUGGAUUUGAUUUGACUUGAAGAGUUGCAAUGUAUAGGAUUCAAAAUCUUUCCAAAAUGCUGUUUGUUACUUCUCUCUAUUUUUGAAGGCCAUGUGUCCCAUCUUACUUGUGUUCUCCUGUCACUGAACUCCAUCAUAAUGUACAUGCAUGCUUUAACAGCUGUGUGUACCUAAUAUUAUUCAGGUGAUACAUGGUACAGAAGUUGCCUUGCCUCCCAAAGAUCAGUUUUGAUCCUUGCCUCUCAGUUUGCUCUCUCAAAACGGCACCACAGAAAAAGGUCACAAUGCAUUAUUCUCUGUAAAAAAGUGCAGAGGUUAUCUAAAGUCUGUUAACGAGUAUACGUAAUUUAUCUGUCAGAUUUUGACUUGGACGGCUGACUAAUAUUAUUCAGUUCAGUACACAAGUUCAAAACAAGUAGCAUGAACCAGUAUUAACACCAGGCUAGGCACUUGCUGAGAGACAUAUGCGUCCCUCAUAUAUUGUUAAAUUAUUUUUCUUUAAUAUGUAUCAGGAUUACUUGUAUUUUGAGUGAAAAUUUCUACUGAUUUGUUUAUUUUAUAUUUUCUCAUUCCUUACGUUUCCUUCAGUUCAACACCACCGUUUGUUUUUUCCUCCAUUUGGUGUAAUAUCAGGAAAAUAGCCUCUCUCAGCUAUAUGCACCUACACUCCCAUUUGAUUCUGUGGUUAACUGAUGCAUGAGUAUAUUUAUAGAAAAACAAAUUCAUGUUAAUAUUUCAGCAGUCCACACAGCCUGUGUAUUUGUUUAAACUUUGAAGUGUACCUCUGUACAUAACUGUAAAAACACUGAGAAAAUUAAAACUAACUUAUUUAUGUCAAUUUUAUUUUCUUUUUCUUUUUUUUAAUCUAAAAAAUGGGUUUUGUCAUGGUUAUCCAAAGUGGCAUUUGAGUUAUUUUUUUAAAUGCUUCCUUUUCUUGGUAGGGAUUUUUUUUUUUCCAGAAAAUAAUGUUAACAAAUUGUGUAAGGUUGCAAACUGAGCCUGAUGGAAAAAAAAUAAAGACAAAUUGCAGUAUGUGCAUUUUUUGUACUUUGUUGGAUAAAAGAUGUACUGCAAUCAAUUAAAAUAAUUUAAUUAUUAUA